Colossoma macropomum (tambaqui) is the source of this 1734-nucleotide messenger RNA. Its product is annotated as aquaporin-11-like. The record is from RefSeq and is a predicted model, not a curated record. NCBI's taxonomy places the organism in Eukaryota, Metazoa, Chordata, Actinopteri, Characiformes, Serrasalmidae. The coding region runs from base 317 to 1111 and encodes 264 amino acids. Gene Ontology annotation, molecular function: channel activity. Gene Ontology annotation, cellular component: membrane; cytoplasm. Gene Ontology annotation, biological process: transmembrane transport. The transcript has 3 exons.
CUGGAUCAGGUGUGCUGGGAGCGGGGAAAACAGUGCAAGACACUGGGCCUCCAUGACCAGAGCUGAGAAACAGUGCAUUAAACUAAGUAACCUUCAGUGAGGCGUGCGCGCCCUCUAGCGUUCGCGUCUCUCCAUCACAGUCAAGAACAAGUUUUUCUGGCCGUGUGUAACUUCCGUGUAGGUCAAAAUCCGAGUCCCUUCAUUUUUUUCAGAUGGUCUGGCAUGAACUGCACCACAGAGUCCACCUGAGUUCACCCAAGCAGGGGUGAGGGGACUCUGACAGCGCGUGACUGUAGCCGCCCUUUCACCCUCGGACAUGGCAGAUUUGGCCGUUUCUGUCGCUGUCCUGGUCGGAAUCGUGCUGUUCUGCGAGGCGGCGAGGAGGUCAGUUAAAGCCGUGUUCUCCAGAGGGGAUUACAGCCUGUACCUGAUCGAGGUCCUCUCCACUCUUCAGCUCUGCGCAUGCUCGCAGGAGCUGAAGCUGCUGGGCGAAAGUGGGCGCAUUCAGCCGCAGACCGGACUGACCCUCAUCUACCUGAUCACCGUCGUCCACGUCUCAACUUUCCACGGCGCGCUCUGCAACCCCUCGGGCGCUCUCGAGCUGCUGUACCGGGGGUCUCUGCGCCCCUCAGCCUCCUCGGUGUUGAUCGCGUGCCAGCUGAGCACGGCGUGGGUCUCGCGCUACGCUGCGUCCUACCUCUGGUCGUUCGGACUGUCCGACCUGCACCUCGCUCACAAAGCGCAUGGAUAUCAGUGUUUUAACCCCAUCAGCGCCUCCCUGCCCACUGCUGCGGCCGUGGAGAUGACCUGUGCGUUCGUCCUGCAAGCUGCGGUCAUGAACAUCGGCAUUUUCAGCGAGAAUUUAAGAGUCCACGUCAUUGCUGCUGUCAUCACGAGCCUGGCCUAUGCAGGUGGUAGCAUUACUGGGGCAGUUAUGAACCCAGCUCUGGCAUUUUCAAUACAGUUUCCCUGCUCUGGGCACAGUUUCCUGGAGUAUGCAUUUGUCUUCUGGUUGGGGCCCAUUUUAGGUACAACGAGUGCAAUAGCAGUAUUUGAGAAGUUAAUUCCUUUUUUAUUGAAGAGACAAACUUACGGGAAGAAAAUCCAGUAAUGAAGGGGCCAAGAAGAAAAGACAGGAACUUCUACCUCGGUGUUGAAAAGCAUCCUCAGUUAUUCUGUCUUAAUCUGCACACACUAAUAUUUUAAUCAGUCAUUUAGCCACAGGUUCAUUUCCAGGGUUCUUGGGCUGGAUAAUGUGAAGCAGCAUUUAUAACUGCCUAAUUUUUAAUACUAAACUGUUGUGGGUGUCUGUGUGUGAGGGAGAUACUGGAUAUCUAUGGUGGACUGAAAUAUUAAGAUUAAUAUACUUUUAUUUAGUAACUGUUGCAUCAUCUUGAGGUUUUAGGCUGCCUAUUGAAGGCCUGGAGCAAUGCUUGAGAGGGGAAGACUCUUCCCCAAAACCAUUACUGGACCUUGAAGUAGAAACUUGAAGCAACGUGAUAUCAUUACUCUGUCUGAUAUUAAAAUGAUUGAUGGUGUAAGUAGGGUUGGGCAAUGUAGCAAAAAAAAAUAUAUCACUACUUGAAGGAAUUUUCUUGAUACAAUUAGUAACAUGAUUUUAGUUUUUUUGCAUUAUUAUUUUGCAAUGUUCAUGAUAUGGAAUGGGGAAAAAGUCCCUCAGAGCCUUUUAGGUCUUCAGAGAGGACCUAAUGAUUUCUGUGAAAUAAAAAAAAA